Dendrobium catenatum is the source of this 876-nucleotide messenger RNA. RefSeq lists its product as uncharacterized. NCBI's taxonomy places the organism in Eukaryota, Viridiplantae, Streptophyta, Magnoliopsida, Asparagales, Orchidaceae. Bases 1 to 876 code for a protein of 291 amino acids. The record is from RefSeq and is a predicted model, not a curated record. The transcript has a single exon.
AUGGAAGUUAAUCUUUUGAUUGGAGAUGAAUGGGAUUUUGUUUAUGUUCCAUCAUCUGGAUUAUCUGGCGGAAUGGUGAUUCUAUGGAGAAAUAAAAUUGCUGAAUACUCAGUUAUUGACUACUCUUCUCAAGUUGUCAUUGUUGAUUUGAAGGUGCCAAACAAAUUUCUGUGGAGGAUUGCUACAGUGUAUGGAAGCAUAUAUGUGCAGAAGAGAAAGGAAUUAUGGGAUAUGUUGAAUAAAUAUUCAGUUGAAGAUGUACCUAUGGUAAUAGGUGGUGAUUUCAAUUGCAUUUUGGCUAAGGAAGACAAAAUUGGUGGUAGGAGAUUUCUUUUCUCCCAAGGACCAAGGAAUAUGAAAAAUUGCUUGAUGGAAAAUGAUCUUCAUGAAGUGGGAUUUAUUGACCCUAAAUACACUUGGUGUAAUAACAAAAGUAGUGGAGCUAGAAUUCUUGAAAGAUUGGAUAGGUACUUCAUUAAUUUUAAAGCAAUGAGCUCCUCUCAAAGGUUGGUGGUAAGACAUUUAGCUAGAAUAGCCUCAGAUCAUUAUCAAAUUAUUCUAAACAUUCUUGACUCUUUCCCUCAAGUCAAAAGGAAUAUCAAGUUUGAAGAUUGUUGGGUUUCUUACAAAGCUUCUUUUGCGGCGGUGAAGAAAGAAUGGAGCAGAAAUUAUCAAGGUGAUAGUUCUCAAGUGCUUAAUAAGAAUUUUCAAAAAUCUUUGAAAUCUCUAUUCUAUUGGAGCAAGGCCAAACUCAAGGACCUUAACAAACUAAAAGAGGAUCUUAUGGUUGAAAUCUUGGAGCUACAAAACAAAGAACCUACUUAUGGAAUCCUCUCAGAAUUUGAUUGCUGGAAACAUAAAAAUAAGGUUAAUUAG